Messenger RNA from Daldinia loculata, 1491 nucleotides. RefSeq names its product NAD(P)-binding protein. Bases 300 to 1370 code for a protein of 356 amino acids. Lineage: Eukaryota; Fungi; Ascomycota; Sordariomycetes; Xylariales; Hypoxylaceae. The record is from RefSeq and is a predicted model, not a curated record. The transcript has 3 exons.
CAUAACGUUAAUACUGAAUUAUUACAUUUUGCGAACGGGAUCCUCGGGGUGCCGGUGCGUCCGCUCGUAGACGAAAUCCGCGACCACUGUAACGCUAUCGUUAUAUCCGUUAACUAUGAAGAACACUCUAACUUAUCUUAAUAAUAACCCUUGUCUAGUCCUUGUGGAAAUAAAUGGGCUUAUAUUCCCUACCUAUAUAAUGAUGGCUCAUUCGAAGACAACUCGAUUUUCUAUCUGGUAAUCCUUUCUAGUUUCUACUUCUCAUAUCCCUAGUAGUUGUCGUUUGCUUAAACGAAGCAAUGACCAAAGGCUCUAUUCUAGUUACCGGUGCCAACGGCGGCCUGGGUUCCGCCAUCGUUGACCAGAUCUUACAUCGCCCAUCACUUGCUCAAGAAUAUCAUGGACUAUACACGGUCCGCAAGGUCGAGAACGCCGAUGCUGUGAAAAAGGUACUCCAAAGCGCCGGCAAGGUGAAUCACCAAUAUGACCUCGUCCCCCUCGACUUGGCAAGCCUCGCUAGCGUGCGCCAGACCGCCGCAGACAUCAAUUCGCGAGUUUCGAGCGGCGAGAUACCACCUAUCCGUGCCCUAGUGUUAUCUGCGGCAUACCAGGAGCAUGACCAGCACGACUUCACCAAGGACGGUUUUGACAUGUCCUUCCAAUCUAGUUACCUUUCACAUUUCCUCCUGACGCUCCUAUUACUCCAGAGCAUGGACAAGGAGAAAGGCCGUAUACUCGUACUAGGGAGCUGGGCACAUGACACUACCGAUCCUAGGAACAAAGUGGGACCAUUUGGAGAUGCUUAUGUGCCCGAAGAGUUCCAUCAGAUAUUCAACGACCCCGAAGGCAGCACCGAAGCUAUUGCUAAGGGUAAGUGGGGUGUUCCCGCAGGGCGCACAGAAAAUCCCGUUGCUGGUAUGAGGCGGUACGGAGCUGCGAAGCUAUGUGAGAUUAUGAUGAUGCGUGAAUUAGCACGGCGUAUACCGCAAGACCCAGCCCUCUCCAAAAUCGCGGUGCUAGGCCUUGACCCGGCAGCAAUGAUGAGCGGCAUAGCGCGGCGUAGCAGCUGGCUGGUGCGAGUUCUCAUCAUGCAGUGUAUAGGCCCGCUGAUCGCGCCGAUUGUGACGUGGCUAAGCCCCAACGGCAAUCUACGGACGACGUGGAAGUCGGCCGGAGAUGUGAUACACGCGUGCUUCGAUACAGACGGCGGUCUUGGCGAGUACCCGAACGGGAUCUACCUUAACGGCACGGCCAUCUCGGACGUCGGGCCGGAGGCUAAAGACGAGACUAAGUGCCGCCGGCUAUGGCGCGAUAGCUUGGAGUAUGCGAAUAUUAAGGAGGGCGAUACUGUGCUGGCAGAUUGGCGAUGAGAUGUGGACCGAUAGUUUAUGUAUGUAGAAUACCCUGUUUUUCAUUGUGUCGUUUUCUAUAAAACCCUAGGUUAGAUUGAAGUAACUUAUUGAAGUAACUUCUUAGGGCCGAGUGUAUAUG